Molecule: messenger RNA, 150 nt
Organism: Gongylonema pulchrum
Lineage: Eukaryota; Metazoa; Nematoda; Chromadorea; Rhabditida; Gongylonematidae
Source: the annotation of a GenBank genome assembly
AUGAAGGAGAAAGUGCUCUGUGAGCCGUUUGCGGCUGAUGCUCCACUGCCGCCGCCGCCCGCCACUGCUGCCCGAGAAGAAGUGAUACACCUCAUCCAGCAUCAAACUUUUAUACCACAUCCGAGCAAGGAACGAGUUUUGCAUAUGUGA